GGAGGCCACGACUCCCCCGCCAUGAGCCGCAGACAUUGGUGGAGCCCUUCCCGGCUUCCCUCUUAUCUUGUCGAUCCGUACAUAUCCUCAACGUCGACGGGAGCAUCGCUUCUCCUCGAUUCUGGUCGACACUCAGCAACCCGCAGGUAGCGAAACUUCACUCCCUGACGAAAAACCAUGUCGAGUAAUUCUGAGCCUCCUUUGAGGCCUCACUACCCCGGAUGCUAUCGCCCUCUCGCGCCGGGAUUCAUCCGCGUCUUUGAGCUGGAACCCGGCAACCCCGCAGACCCCAUCGUGGGCCGACUGGUUUCCCAGGCAAUUGACGGGGAGGCUUACGAGGCCGUAUCGUAUGUAUGGGGCGAUCCACGACAACGGCGCGACAUCACAGUAAACAGCGAGACACUUUCAGUGACGGCAAAUCUACAUGGAGCACUCACUGCGUUCCGACACCACCUCCUUCCAGGGAGGCCACAAGUACGACGACUCUGGGCUGAUGCCCUGUGCAUCAACCAAGACGAUGUACCAGAGCGCACUGCUCAGGUCGAGCUGAUGGGUUCCAUCUUCAAGGGCGCCCUCCGUGUUCUCGCUUGGCUUGGCUGGGAGGAAGGGGAAGAGGCUCGCCAACAUACGCUGAACGCCAUACGCUUUAUCCAUUCCUUCAUGGAAGACCCAGAGACCGGUCUUCAGGAAGCGCGAAUCCUCCUGCUUCACCACGACGUUUCCGUGACAGGUCCGCCAUCGCGUCUUGCCAUGCUGUCUGAGGACGACCGACGCCAGUUCGAGGACCAGGCUGGGAAGUGGGAGGCCGUCAAGUUCUUUUUUGAAACAAGAUAUUUCCAUCGCGCCUGGAUUGUCCAGGAGGUCGGACUUGCUCGCGAAGCCAUCUUAUAUACAGCACUCAAGCCGCCUGAUGAUUCCGAGAAUUGUAACAGUUUGCUGCUUGAUUCUAUCGACUGGCAGUUGGUUGGCCAGUUUGUCAAGUUCCUGGACUAUCGCGCUGCAUCUCUAGUGACUCACUUGGGUUUGAUGUCGUGGGUUGCACACCACAUCUGGAUGGUUUGGGAGAAAGCCGAGGACGGGACGCCGGAAUGUGAUUUUCUAACUGCCAUGCACUGGGUGCGCAUUCUCGGCGUGACGGACGCUCGGGACCGUGUCUACUCUUUGCUAGGACACCCGUGUGCGACCUUUGACGGGCAGCUCAUCAUCCACCCCAACUACACCGUUACGCGCGGGGUUGUAUACACACAACUAGCAGCCAACAUCAUCCUGAAGACGAAGGAUUUGUACGCCGUCACUCUUGUGGACCACGAGGUGGACCCAUGCGAACUAAAAAGAGAGUGGGAUCCAGGAGAUGAAAGCAGGAUGCCGAGCUGGGUGCCGGACUGGCACAGUAUCAACCGCACGACGCCGAUAGAUUGGGCGCAGCCUACCGCCGGUCCUGAGGAUAUCGGGAUCGAGAUUGAAGGAGGGAUAGAGGGAAUACAGGGUACCAUGAUGCCGCAUCUCCUCGUCCGGGGUUGGGUCGUGGACGAGAUUGUAGCCGUCUCCCACCGGAUGGAGACGACUGACUUUCCAGUGACCAACCUAACCCGAGAGAUGGCCAAGGGGAAUCCCUUCUGGCUCGACCGGGUCUGGGACUUGGUGUUUCCUCCGGAUAGGCGCGAGGGAUGCGAUGCGCUAACAGUGCUGGAGGCGCUGUCGUUAGCAUUGCCAUUCGGUACAAGGGAAAAAGACCAACCAGCGAGCAAAGUAGGACCGCAGCAGAACCUGGCGGAGCACCAACGGUCCUUUGCCGCCUACGUCCUCGACUACCACAACCUGCGGCAGACUAUUGCCAGCGCGGAUGAUGGCGAGGGACUUGGUUAUGCGCCCCCUGGCUCGCUGUAUGACAGCCUGCCAGAGGAAGCGCGAGCCGAACUGCGGCGACGGGCCCAUGGAGCGACCAGUGAGGGGUUCCUUGAGUGCAUGACUUGGCCGUCGAUGUGCCGGGUGGUGUACCGCACGGCAUCGGGAAGCGUCGGUAUAGGAUCUCGCAUCACACGUCCAGGCGACCUCGUGUGCCGCGUGCCAGGUGCAAGGGUGUUGAUGACACUGCGCCAGAUCGCGGGCUACAACGACGGUCCCAGCACCAUUCCCUGUGUCUUUGUCGCGCCAACAAUCGUCCCAGCACGCAUGAAAAUGAGUGAUGAGGAUUUUAGCGAAAAUUCAGUCCGUUUUCGAAUUAUAUAAGCUUAUAUGCCUGACCCUGGCAAACCCAGGCCAGUUCGAUAUAAGUGGAACCCGAAAAGAAUGUUAAGGGCUCAAUCCCACGCCCUAGCAACAUGCACCCUCCGAGGAACAAGCUGAGCCGCCAUACCUCAGCGCUACUCGUCAUAAUAAG
Molecule: messenger RNA, 2380 nt
Organism: Canariomyces notabilis
Lineage: Eukaryota; Fungi; Ascomycota; Sordariomycetes; Sordariales; Chaetomiaceae
Exons: 1
Coding region: 178-2229 (683 amino acids)
Source: RefSeq, a predicted model, not a curated record